CACAGAUGGAUGCAAGCUGCAACAAAGGUCUGGAAUUAUACGUCAAUGUGCUUGUUCAUAAAGAGCCUAUAUUGCAUAGAAGGGAACCUUUUUGUGCUGUUAAUAAAAUGAACGGAUCGAACACCCCGUCCUGUCCUCCAGGGCUGCGGUUGUCCCUGGAAAGCGCGCACGCGACAGAUCUUGGCAGCUAUGGGAAACUCCAGCUGGUUACAACGCCGCGUCAGGAAGGUAUAGCGACGGAAAGUCGGGUCCUCGAAAUAGGUUGGACAGCGCAUCAGACACGCUGCGCUGGCGACCAUUCCCAUCGCAUUACGAUUGAGUGAUCGCAAUCAUGUUGUCGGCGAAAUACGUCCUCGGCCUGGCCUUGGCCAUCGGUCAGGCUCAAGCGCUGUACUUCUACAUGGACGGCACGGCACCCAAGUGUUUCUACGAGGAUCUUCCGAAAGACACAUUGGUUCUGGGCAACUUCAAAUCUUCACACUGGAAUGAGCAGAGCAGGAAUUACGUCCUCAGAUCAGACAUUGGCAUCCGCAUUACCGUUGACGAGACAUUCGAUAAUGAUCACCGCAUCAUCAACCAAAACAGCGGCGCCGAAGGCAAAUUUACCUUCAGCGCUGCCGACGCCGGCGAACACCGCAUUUGCUUCACUCCAAUGGGCGGCCAACACACCAGCGGCUUCCUCUUCUCCGGUUCUCAAGUUGGCGGUAUCAAAUUCGAGCUGGACAUGAUCAUUGGCGAGACCUCCAAAAUCGAAUCCAACGACAAGUCCAAGAUCAGCGAGGCAGUUCAAAGGGUCAUGGAUAUCAAUGCUCGGUUAGCGGACGUCCGUCGUGAGCAGGUCUUCCAGAGAGAGCGCGAGAUGGAAUUCCGGGACCAGAGCGAGACCGUCAAUGCGAGAGUGGUGCGCUGGACCUUGAUUCAGCUGGUAGUUUUGGGAGUAACUUGCGCCUGGCAGUUGACUUACCUACGAGCUUUCUUCAUCAAGCAGAAGCUCACUUGAAGAAGAUAUGUUGUAAUGCUGGAGUUACCAUUGGGAAUGAAUCUAAUCUGGCUUUUCUCAACAUUCCCAAAACUCUGCGUGCUGACUUGGAAUAAUAUCAGUGCAUCACAUACGCUUUGAAAGAAGAGCUGACAGCGUGAUACAGCUAGUGCAUACCCUGUCUGCCAUCUUCGCUGUAUUCUACGUCUUCACCAUUUAAGCGAGAUAUGCUUUUGCACUACGCACCAUUUUUCCUAUCCAUGCAGCCGCUCCUCACAUAGCGAUCGAAUCCCUGUGCCAUUAUUGAUUUCACGCGAUACUUUUUCAGAAAAGCAUGCCGCCUAGCGUCGCCAUAUUCCCAGUCUACAAUUGGCACGAGUGCCUCCAGUACUGCAGUAUAGGGGUGGCGACUUGCUUUCAUAGCAAGGGACAUGCUGUGAGUGACCUGGCAGGUAUCAGAACCGAGGCUAAUUGAAUCUGGCACGCAAUCUGCACCGACUCAAGUCCUU
Messenger RNA from Dissoconium aciculare CBS 342.82, 1488 nucleotides. RefSeq lists its product as uncharacterized. Gene Ontology annotation, cellular component: Golgi apparatus; COPII-coated ER to Golgi transport vesicle; endoplasmic reticulum. Gene Ontology annotation, biological process: intracellular protein transport; endoplasmic reticulum to Golgi vesicle-mediated transport; Golgi organization. The transcript is spliced from 3 exons. Bases 332 to 1000 code for a protein of 222 amino acids. NCBI's taxonomy places the organism in Eukaryota, Fungi, Ascomycota, Dothideomycetes, Mycosphaerellales, Dissoconiaceae. The record is from RefSeq and is a predicted model, not a curated record.